AAAGGACAAACAACAAUGUGGAAAGCCAAGACUGUAGGAAUGAGGAGGAGUAAGAUGUUUAUGUUGGCUCUGCUUCCAGUUGCCCUGGGACAGAAGGUUUCUGAAAUCCCAGAUGGUCCCAGGGGUGGAGGAGCAGUGUUCUCCUCAUGUGGAGGAAUCUUCAGCAGUUCCGACGAUCUAUGUUAUGAAGUUGUAGUUAGUAAACUGACUGUACAGAUGGGUCCUGACGGUACUAAUGAAGAUGUUAUGGCAAAGAUCUGUGCGGAUGAUAAGAAAACCUGUUGUGAAACUCCGGUUCUCAGCUCGGCUUUGUCCGACGACUGGAGUUCAAAUGAUCUUGAAACAUGGACAAAGAAAUAUUUUGGAAACUGCAUUGACAAAAAGUUCAAGAUCAAAAAUGGAUUAGAACUUACUCUGUCAAAGAAGGGUGUGGAUACUCUAGGAGUGACCUCUCUGUUUAUUGAUGCUACAACUAUAGGAGAGGGGAAGACUAAACCUAUUGAAAUUGAAAGAUUUGAUUGUGGUAAGUAUAAUAUUGGAGGGAAAGCUGACGCUGCAAACUCUACUUCUUCACAAUCUCAGUUUUGCCGAACCUCUCCGUAUGAAUAUGAAAGAGUCCAGGUUGUUAAUGUAACCGUUGGACCUGAUGGUACAGAUGACAAUGUCAAGAUUGAAAUUUGCUCCGACGUGAACACUGUAUGCUGCAAGGCCAAGAUCAGUUCUCUUCUGUCCGACGACUGGAAGAAAAACAAUAUUGAGGUUUGGAAAGAAUCUAAUCUAGGAGAUUGUAAGAACAUGCAGUACAAAGUAAACAAGGCUGUGGACGGUGGUCUUAGAUUUACUCUGAGUAAGGAUGGAAAAGACGACCUCUCUGUAAACAAUAUAAUCAUUAACACUGUUGGAGCGUACGGUGAUCAAUAUAAAUACGAGUGCGGAGAAUUCAAGCUUGAAAGUCAGGGUCAGCCCUGUGUACCUGGAGUAAACUGCAGUCAAUCAAAGGUCAGUUUGAUUCCAUUCUUUCCGAAAUAG
Eurytemora carolleeae is the source of this 1029-nucleotide messenger RNA. RefSeq lists its product as uncharacterized. The transcript is spliced from 16 exons. The record is from RefSeq and is a predicted model, not a curated record. The coding region runs from base 16 to 1029 and encodes 337 amino acids. Lineage: Eukaryota; Metazoa; Arthropoda; Copepoda; Calanoida; Temoridae.